Molecule: messenger RNA, 1303 nt
Organism: Drosophila innubila
Lineage: Eukaryota; Metazoa; Arthropoda; Insecta; Diptera; Drosophilidae
Exons: 3
Coding region: 1-1122 (373 amino acids)
Source: RefSeq, a predicted model, not a curated record
AUGGAAAACCUGAGCAUCGUUGACUUGAACAUAUAUGUCUUAGACUUUAUAUAUAAGGAAUUAGACGAAUUGAGAGAUCAACUGAAUCUGGCUGCAGUUCAUCCAAAUCUAAGCGAAGCAUUUGCAUAUCACAGUCGUGAUCGUUUCAAUUGUUUUUAUUGUGAAUGCUACGAAUAUAGAUAUAUUCAUUUCAUUCUACAACAUUGCGGCAGAAAUGUGUUAGCUCUACAUGCUUAUGAUCCAAAAAAGUCUCUUGAAAUGAUGCAAUUGGCACAACAGUAUUGUCCUUACUUGGAGAAUAUAACAGUUUUUAUUCCUCGCGACAAUUUAAAUCAAAUUGAAGGAAUCCUAAUCAAACUCAAAAGUCUUAAAGAAAUUGAAAUUAUACACCGGUAUUACUUUUCCAAUACACGUGUCAUGUAUGAAUUGAAAGAACGUUUGCAAUCAUUCCCACAUAUACGUACAAUUAAACUGAGCAAUACCUGUCGCCAUGGGCCGUUGAACCGAACUGAUAUUAAAAAUAGGGCUCGCAAGCGAAAAAUGGUCUUAGAAAUGGAAAACCUGAGCAUCGUUGACUUGAACAUAUAUGCCUUAGACCUUAUAUAUAAGGAAUUAGACGAAUUGAGAGAUCAACUGAAUCUGGCUGCAGUUCAUCCAAAUCUAAGCGAAGCAUUUGCAUAUCACAGUCGUGAUCGUUUCAAUUGUUUUUAUUGUGAAUGCUACGAAUAUAGAUAUAUUCCUUUCAUUCUACAACAUUGCGGCAGAAAUGUGUUAGCUCUACAUGCUUAUGAUCCAAAAAAGUCUCUUGAAAUAAUGCAAUUGGCACAACAGUAUUGUCCUUACUUGGAGAAUAUAACAGUUUUUAUUCCUCGCGACAAUUUAAAUCAAAUUGAAGGAAUCCUCAUCAAACUCAAAAGUCUUAAAGAAAUUGAAAUUAUACACCGGUAUUACUUUUCCAAUACACGUGUCAUACAUGAAUUGAAAGAACGUUUGCAAUCAUUCCCACAUAUACGUACAAUUAAACUGAGCAAUACCUGUCGCCAUGGGCCGUUGAACCGAACUGAUAUUAAAAAUAGGGAUCGCAAGCGAAAAAUGGUCUUAUUUCAAGAACAAAAUAUUUAAGAUGAAUGUAUUUGAUUUUAGAAGUUUGUCUUUUUUUCAGUUUAGCUUAAAAAAUAUAUCUGUUUGAUUGAUUCAAUAACUUUUGUAAAUUAGUAGUUAUUCGUAUGUAUGUAAUUAUAUCAUCUGUAUUUGUUUCAGUAGCUGUAUCAUUAUUUUGUGAUUAAGCACGAUAAUGUAUAAU